CAAAGAGCUAGAGGAGAGAGGGCGAUGAGCUCUUAUUUUCUAAGAUUUAAACGUGGAUUUUAGCUCACAGUCAUGUUCGAAUAUUGUGGCAUUUUCUAUUUGGGGGUAUUUACUACUGUCAUGGAUUCCAGCAUUGUUAUAAACAAGAUUUCGUUUGGAAAUAAUGUUUCAUAGCGGACCAAGGAUGACAAAGACAAUAGGAUACCGAGACUGGAGAUGGCAGGCGCUUUGGUGGCAUCAUUUCUUUCUCUUGUGGAGUACAAUACACGGACAGACUCGUUACAGCAUCCCGGAGGAACUGAAACAGGGCUCUGUGGUAGGAAAUCUAGCCAAAGAUCUGGGUUUGGGACUAUCAGACAUUUUUGAUCGUAAACUGCGUGUCGCCUCUGAGGCUGGUAAGCAGUAUUUCAGUGUGGAUGCGGGGAAGGGCGAGCUGGUGGUGAAUGACAGAAUAGACAGAGAGGCUUUAUGUGGACAAAGCGCCAGUUGUGUGUUGCCUCUGCAGGUAGUUGUUGAAAAGCCUUUGCGGUCUCAUCGAAUUGAGGUGGAAAUAAGAGACAUAAAUGAUAAUUCGCCUGUUUUUCUUACACAGGAAAUUAACCUUAAAAUACCAGAAUCCGUUGCACUUGGCAAACGUUUUCCUUUGGAGAGCGCAGAGGACCCUGAUGUUGGAAGCAAUUCUUUAAAAACGUACUCAUUGAGCAAAAAUGAUUAUUUUUCUCUCAAGUUUAAAGACACAAAAAAUGGUAAACCUGUACCAGAAUUAGUGCUGGAAAAGCCAUUAGACCGGGAAAAGAACGCGCUCCAUCAGCUGCUAUUAACAGCUUUAGAUGGAGGAAAUCCGGUCAAAUCGGGAACCUGUAAGAUUAUUGUUACUGUACUCGAUAAUAACGACAAUUUUCCAGUAUUCAGUGAAAAUGAGUACAAAGUAUCUUUAAAGGAGAACAGCACCAAAGGAACAUUUGUAAUCAAACUAACAGCGACAGAUGCUGAUGAUGGUCUGAAUGGUGAAGUUAAAUAUUCUUUUGGGUCCCGCACUCCAGACUCUGUGUUAUCAACUUUUGAAAUCAGUGAUAUAACCGGAGAAAUCACAUUAAAAGCAGCAUUAGAUUAUGAGAGUUCUAAAUCAUACAUUAUCGAUAUAACUGCUAAGGACAAAGGCAUUCCCGAAAUGGAGGGUCACUGUCGUGUACAGUUGGACGUAGAGGACAUUAAUGAUAAUGCUCCAGAAAUUGUGCUCACUUCAGAACCCAGUCCUGUACGCGAGGACGCACCGAGUGGCACAGUAGUGGCUUUAAUCAGUGCACGAGACCUUGACUCUGGUGAUAACGGUAAAGUGACUCUACAGCUUCCCAAACGGUCUCCUUUCACUCUGAAACCAUCGUUCUCUGAUAAUUACGAACUGGUGACCAGUGCUGCUUUAGACCGAGAGAGUUUCUUUGAAUAUAACAUUGAGAUAACAGCCACUGAUUCAGGCUCUCCUCCUCUGUCCAGUAAGAAAGUUAUACCUGUCAGUAUCACUGAUGUGAAUGAUAACCCUCCUAUAUUCACUCAGCCCUCCUAUAAUGUAUAUUUAAAAGAGAACGGGGUGCCAGGCUCUAUACUGUACUCAGUAUCAGCAUCUGACCUGGAUUUUGGUGAAAACGCCAAGAUCUCUUACUCUAUACUGGACUCUAAAGUGCAGGACGUGUCUGUCUCAUCUUAUGUUUACAUUAACUCAGAUAACGGCAGCAUCUACAGCAUGCACUCGUUUGACUAUGAGAAACUCAAGGUGUUUCAGAUUCAGGUUCAGGCAAAGGAUCAGGGCUCUCCGUCUCUCAGCAGCAACGCCACUGUCCAUGUUUUUAUCCUGGACCAGAACGACAAUGCCCCCGCUGUUAUUUACCCCUCCUCCGCCAUGGGCUCCCUCUCUCAUCAGAGGAUGCCCCGCUCCGCUAAAGCGGGUCACCUGGUUACCAAGGUGACGGCCGUGGACGCUGACUCGGGCCAUAACGCCUGGAUCUCCUACAAAGUGGCGGAGGCCACAGACGCCUCUCUCUUCACUGUCAAUCUGUACACAGGGGAGGUGAGGACUAAACGCGCUGUGUCCGAGCAGGACGACUCCUCUCAGAGGCUGCUCAUAGAGAUCAAGGACGACGGGGAACCGGUCCAGUCCGCCACCGUCACGGUGUCCAUCCAGCUGGAGGACGGCCUCCAUGAGCCCAUCUUAGACCUCCGACAGAAAGCGGCCGAGCCCAGCAAGAAAACUGGCAGAAUCACCCUUUAUUUGAUUCUCUCUCUGGCCUCGGUGUCCGUGCUGUCUCUGGUGACUUUUCUCAUCUUAGCGGUCAAAUGCAUGAGGAACAGCAGAAGCAGCGGUACUUGCUGCAUGAGACGGAGCGACUGUGAUGAUUACAAGAACCCCAACAGAAACCUGCAGAUUCAGCUCAACACUGAUGGACCUAUAAAGUACGUGGAGGUCCUGGGAGGAGACAUGUUGUCUCAGAGUCAGUCCUUCAGGUCCUGUAUGUCUCCAAUGUCAGAGUACAGUGAUUUCACUUUGAUAAAGCCCAGCAGCACCACUGACUUUAAGGAGGUCAUCAGUGUCCUGGAUGCGUCUUUGCCCGACAGCACCUGGACCUUUGAGAGCCAGCAGGUGAGCUGA
Molecule: messenger RNA, 2644 nt
Organism: Epinephelus moara (kelp grouper)
Lineage: Eukaryota; Metazoa; Chordata; Actinopteri; Perciformes; Serranidae
Product: protocadherin gamma-C5-like
Exons: 1
Coding region: 164-2644 (826 amino acids)
Biological process (GO): homophilic cell-cell adhesion
Cellular component (GO): plasma membrane
Molecular function (GO): calcium ion binding
Source: RefSeq, a predicted model, not a curated record